AUGGUGAGUCGCGUGCGCUGGUUCACGAACGUGCAGGAGCACAACGUCUGCGGCCACGCUACCCUCGCCACCUCUGGCCUCUUCUUCAACGAGAGCUCGCAAAGCGCCGUAUCUAUCCCGGGAGGAGAUACCGCCCAGACCCUGAGCUAUACGGGCUUGACGGAUAACUUGUCCGCUACAAGGGUUGAGGAUGGGAAGAUCCAGAUUGCACUCGACGCCGCGAAGGUCGAGGAGAUGGAUCGAGAAGACGCGCGCGCGGUGCGACUGCGUGCCGCAAUCGCGGCGGCGUUCGGCGUGGACGUUGGCGUCUUGUACAUGGGCGCGAGAACGGGGUCGUACAAGAUAUACUGCCUCAUCGAGCUCGACACGGAUGACAUCGGCGCGUGUCAGGUCGACUUCAUGCGAUUUUUGGACAGCGACUUCAUCAUCCACGUCUUUGGCGCCCGCCCCCAUGCCGCGGCACGCGAGAAGGGCGUCGCUUUCGAAACACGGAUGUUCGCGCCUGAUUCGGGAGUGUACGAGGACCACGUAUGCGGCUCGGCGCAUGGGCUACUGGUCCCAUAUUGGAAUCGGAAGCUCGACAAGAAAGGUGCAACGAUGCAUUCGCAUCAAGCGAGUGCGCGGGGUGGGGAUCUUUGGGUCAAUCUUGAUGAGGAGAAAGCGCUCGUGAGACUAGCGGGGCACGUCAUAAAGGUUGCGCAGGGUAAUAUCAUGGCUUGA
Messenger RNA from Peniophora sp. CBMAI 1063, 720 nucleotides. NCBI's taxonomy places the organism in Eukaryota, Fungi, Basidiomycota, Agaricomycetes, Russulales, Peniophoraceae. The record is from the annotation of a GenBank genome assembly.